AUGCUGAUGCAUUAGAGUAUUACACAAGAAGCUAUGUAAAUUAUUCAAUGGAAUCAUUUUAAGGAGUUUAAACUUACUUAUAGAACUGAAGAAGCAUUAUUAGAAAUUAAUAAUGCUUUGAAUGUUGACCCUAAAUUUGCUUAAGCCUAUACUUUAAGAAGUUCAAAGUUUUAAAAUAACAAUAUAGGUGAAUUAUACGAAAAAAUGACAUUAUAUGAUAAGGCAUUGGAAGAUAUAAAUUGUAGCAUAUCUAUAAAUAACAAUAAUGCUGAAAGUUAUUAUUAAAGAGGUAUAAAUUAAAUUAUAUAUUUUAAGGAACAAUAUAUUGGAGAAAAAAAUUAUUUGAUCUAGCAUUAGAAGAUUGUAUGAAGUGUGUUUAGAUUAAUCCUAACUUUGCAAUAUGUUAUAGUAGAAUGGGUAAUAAAAUAAAUAUAAAUGUUUAGGCACUAUUGUGGGAAAUUUGAAAUAAAGGGAUAAUGAACUCUAAUAUUACAAUUAAGCUUUAGAAAAAGAUGGAAACUGUUAUUAAGCAUUUUUAUGUAGAGGUAUUACAAAUUGUAUAUUCUCAGGUUUGUAUUACUAUGAUUAAAAUGUGACUGAUUUUGCACUUAGAGAUUACAAUAAAGCAAUUGACAUCAAUCCAAAAUGUAGUUUGGCCUAUCUCUAUAGAGGUGAAUAAAAUAACAUCUAAUAUAUUAGGCAAUUUAUAUAAGGAUAUUGGAGAAAUAGAUAAAGCAUUAAAUGACUAUAAUCAAACAAUCUAACUUGAUUCAAAUGAUGCUAUAGCCUACUAUAAUAGAGGUACAAUUACAUAUGAUCUAUUAGGCAAUUUAUAUUUUGAAAUUGGUGCUUAAGAGAUAGCAUUAGAUGACUAUAAUCAAGCAAUCAAACUUGAUCCAAAUGAUGCAAUUGCUUAUAUAAACAGAGGUGAAUAAGUUAACACCUAACAUAUUAGGCAACUUAUAUAAUGAUAUUGGAGAGAUAGACAAAGCAUUAAAUGACUAUAAUCAAGCAAUCUAACUUGAUCCACAAUAUCCACACGCCUAUUAUAAUAGAGGUAAAUAGAAUCAAUAACGCUAAAUAUAUUAGGCAUUUUAUAUGAAGAUAUUGGGGAGUAUGACAAAGCAGCAAACGACUAUGAUCAAGCGAUCAAACUUGAUGAGUAAUUCACUUUAGCCUAUUAUAAUAGAGGUUAAUACAAUUACACUUAAUAUCUUAGGAAAUUUAUAUUAAAAUAUUGGGAAUUUCGACAAAGCAUUAAGUGACUAUAAUCAAGCAAUUCAAAUAGAUCCAAAAUAUGUAAAAGCCUAUUUUAAUAGAGGUGAAUAUAAUUAUACUAAAAAUAUUAGGCAGUUUAUAUAAAGAUAUUGGAAAGUUUGACAAAGCAAUUAAUGACUAUCAUCUAGCAAUCCAAAUUGAUCCAAAAUAUGCAAAAGCCUAUUUUAAUAGAGGUAAACAUUAUUAUUCUUAAAAUAUAUUAGGUAGUUUAUAUCAAGAUAAUGGGGAGUAUGAUAAAGCAGUAUAUGACUAUGAUCAAGCGAUCCAACUUGAUAAGAAAUUCGCUAUAGCCUAUUAUAAUAGAGGUUAAUACAAUUACACUUAAUAUCUUAGGAAAUUUAUAUUAAAAUAUUGGGAAUUUUGACAAAGCAUUAAGUGACUAUAAUCAAGCAAUUCAAAUAGAUCCAAAAUAUGUAAAAGCCUAUUGUAAUAGAGGUGAAUAUAAUUAUACUUAAAAUAUUAGGCGGUUUAUAUAAACAUAUUGGUUAGAAAGAGAACGCACUAAAUGACUAUAAUUAUGCAAUCCAACUUGAUCCAUAUAAUGCUAUAGCCUAUUUUAAUAGAGGUCAAACAAUAAAACUUUAUAUAUAUUAGGCUGUGUUUAUGAUGAUAUUGGGGAAAAAGACAAAGCAUUAAUUGACUAAAAUCAAGCAAUCCAACUUGAUCCAAAAUAUGCAUAUGCCUAUAAUGGAAGAGGUAAAUACUAUUAUACUUAAUACAUUAGGCAGUUUAUAUCAAGAUAUUGGGGAGUAUCAAAAUGCAUUAAAUGACUAUAAUCAAGCAAUCCAACUAGAUGAGAAAUUUGCAAUAGCUUAUUGUAAUAGAGGUAUAUACUAUUAUACCUAAAAUAUUAGGCAGUUUAUAUCAAGAUAAUGGGGAGAAUGAUAAAGCAUUGAAUGACUAUCAUCAAGCAAUCCAACUUGAUCCAAAAUAUCCACACACCUAUUAUAAUAGAGGUAAAUACAUCACUCUUUAUAUAUUAGGAAUUUUAUUUUAAGAUAUUGGGGAAUUUAACCAAGCAGUAAAUGACUAUAAUCAAGUAAUUAAACUUGAUCCAACAUCAAUUAAUUCCUAUAUUCGAAAAGGUUCUAUCUCUAUAAUUAGAAUUUUAGGUGUUACUUUAGAAAAUAUGAAGUAAUAUGAAUAAGCGAUACACUGCUUUGAUAAAGUGAUUUAACUUGAUCCCAAUAAUAUUGAUGCUUAUUUUUACAAAGGUUUUAUAUUUGAUAUCAUAUAGCAAUUCAAUUAGAAAAUUUGA
Molecule: messenger RNA, 2536 nt
Organism: Paramecium pentaurelia
Lineage: Eukaryota; Ciliophora; Oligohymenophorea; Peniculida; Parameciidae
Source: the annotation of a GenBank genome assembly